Messenger RNA from Didymodactylos carnosus, 930 nucleotides. Lineage: Eukaryota; Metazoa; Rotifera; Eurotatoria; Philodinida; Philodinidae. The record is from the annotation of a GenBank genome assembly.
AUGAAUAAUUCAGCCGUACAACCUGGAUCGGAGUGUACACGAAUUGAAGUUGUUGUAUCGGAAUUUUCCAAAGGUGAAAUAUCAGUGAAAUUGAGACGUGAUAAUACUAUAUUAGUACAUGCUCUCCAUCUGGAUCAGUAUGCAGCAGAUAAUUUUUUUCGUAAAGAAUUGGUAAAAACAUUUCAGAUACCCGCUGGAGCCGAUAUUGAUAAAAUACGAUCUAUUAUUAGACAAACAGGUGUGUUAACGAUUGACAUUCCAAUGUUACGAGAUCAGGAUGCCAUUAGACGAUCUCGGGAACAAUUAUUAGAUACAUUUAAUCCAAAACCAACUAAACAAUCAACAGGCACAGAUCAAAAAUGGAGUUUAAACAAUGCCUAUUCGUAUAAUCGAUCGGCAUCUCAGGGACAUGUCGAAGAUGUUUCAACAUUGACAAAUAAGAAUAAUCGUGAUGAUUAUCCAACAAAAAUAAUAAGAAAGAGUGAGAGUGCAAUUGAUGUUGGUGAUUCUCAUUAUGAGACUAAUAACGCUCAUGUCCAAACUGAUUUAAAUUCAAAUACAUAUGAUAGACAUAUUUCACAACAACAAAAUCCAUACGAAGACACAACGCCGUUCAAUAUCGCCGACUUUCUUCAAUCAAAAUUUUCACCUACUUUUACGCCAAAUGGUAAAAAAUUAAUAUUAAAACUGAAUACAAGAGGUUAUGAUGCUCAAGAUUUAAGCGUAAAAUUAUUUGAUAACACACUAUUAGUACAAGGACGAAAAUCCAAUGAAAAAGAUAUUAGUAAUAAUAAUACAAUGUACGAUGCACAAAAAAGUUUUACACAAAGUAUACGAUUACCAAAUGGUGUUGAUACAAGAAGAGUUGCAUCUCGUGUAACACAAGACAAUUAUUUACUAAUAGAAGUACCAUUAACAAGAAGAAUGUAA